This is a messenger RNA of Fraxinus pennsylvanica, 1389 nucleotides long. Lineage: Eukaryota; Viridiplantae; Streptophyta; Magnoliopsida; Lamiales; Oleaceae. The record is from the annotation of a GenBank genome assembly.
AUGGAGAAAGCUAUUAACAGACAGAGAAUUCUGCUGGAACACUUACAACCCACUCCUUUUCAUCAACAGACCCCUCAAUCUACUCUUUCUCGUUCUAUAUGUUUGGCUGGAGAUAGUGCUGCAUAUCAUAGAACAGCUUCUUUUGGAGAUGAUGUUGUCAUUGUCGCUGCAUAUAGAACUGCUAUUUGCAAAUCAAAACGUGGGGGUUUCAAGGAUACUCUUCCUGAUGAUUUACUUGCUACUGUACUAAAGGCAUUGAUAGAGCGAACAAAUCUAAAUCCAGCCGAAGUGGGAGAUAUAAUUGUCGGAACAGUUUUGGCUCCAGGUUCACAGAGAGGAAUUGAGUGCAGAAUGGCUGCAUUAUAUGCUGGUUUUCCUGAUACUGUGCCCAUCAGAACGGUCAACAGACAAUGCUCAUCUGGCCUCCAGGCUGUUGCUGAUGUAGCUGCCUUCAUAAAAGCAGGAUUUUAUGAUAUUGGCAUUGGGGCUGGAUUGGAGGUGAUGACAAUUGAUAAUAUCGAAAGGAUUCAAAAAGUUAACCCAAGAGUAAACAGUUUUGCUCAAGCUCGUGACUGUCUGCUUCCCAUGGGCAUUACUUCUGAAAACGUGGCAGAACGUUUUGGUGUGACUCGGCAAGAACAAGACCAGGCUGCUGUAAUGUCUCAUAAGCGUGCUGCAGCAGCAUCUGCAUCUGGAAAAUUCAAAGAUGAAAUUAUUCCUGUUUCUACUAAGAUUGUGGACCCUAGAACUGGAGAGGAGAAGCAUGUUACUAUAUCUGUAGAUGAUGGCAUUCGACCAAACACAAAUAUGACGGAUCUGGCAAAGUUGAAGCCUGCGUUCAAUAAGAAUGGGAGCACAACUGCUGGAAAUGCUAGUCAGGUGAGUGACGGUGCUGGAGCAGUUCUUCUCAUGAAGAGGAGUCUGGCUAUGGAGAAGGGACUUCCAAUUCUUGGCGUAUUCAGGAGUUUUUCUGCAGUGGGAGUAGAUCCUGCUGUCAUGGGAGUUGGCCCAGCUGUUGCAAUUCCAGCUGCAGUGAAGUCCGCGGGUCUUGAACUCGAUGACAUUGACUUGUUUGAGAUAAAUGAGGCAUUUGCUUCCCAGUUUGUGCAUUGCUGUAAAAAAUUAAAUCUUGAUUCUGAAAAAGUUAACGUCAAUGGUGGAGCAAUUGCCCUUGGCCACCCCUUGGGUGCUACAGGAGCCCGUUGUGUGGCAACUUUACUGAAUGAGAUGAAGCGUCGUGGCAAGGACUGUCGUUUUGGCGUGAUAUCCAUGUGCAUAGGAUCAGGUAUGGGCGCAGCCGCGGUUUUCGAAAGAGGGGAUUGUGUGGAUGAUCUGUGCAAUGCGAGUAUGGUUACUGCCAACAAUCUGUUGUCGAAGGAUGCUAUGUAG